Messenger RNA from Clupea harengus (Atlantic herring), 4159 nucleotides. RefSeq names its product myotubularin related protein 9 (gene mtmr9). Lineage: Eukaryota; Metazoa; Chordata; Actinopteri; Clupeiformes; Clupeidae. The record is from RefSeq and is a predicted model, not a curated record. Gene Ontology annotation, biological process: phosphatidylinositol dephosphorylation; negative regulation of autophagy. Gene Ontology annotation, cellular component: cytoplasm. Gene Ontology annotation, molecular function: protein phosphatase binding.
CCUACAUUAUAUACUCCUGGUCGCGUGGUGGCAGUAUAAGGCUGGAAGUAUAUGAUAGGCGUUCUAAUACCUGAAAAGAAGGGAAGGAGAAUCCUAAUUAAGGAAGAGGAAGAAGAGUGGCCAGGAUAUCAUCCCUUCAGAACAUUUGAAUGGAGUUUGCUGAAUUGAUCAAGACCCCCCGCGUCGAUGGGGUGGUCCUCCACCGACCCUUUAUGCCUUUGGUGGAGGGCACGCUGUGUUUGACGGGACACCACCUGAUUUUAUCAUCGCGGCAGGACAAUACAGAGGAGCUGUGGCUGCUACACGCCAAUAUCGACGCCAUCGAGAAGAGGUUUGUAGGCUCUUCUGGAUCCAUUAUAGUGAAAUGUAAAGAUCUGAGAACUAUCCAGAUGGACAUCCCUGGCAUGGAGGAGUGUCUCAAUGUCGCCAGCUCCAUUGAGGCCCUCUCCACCCUGGACUCGGUGUCCCUCAAGUAUCCCUUUUUCUACCGCCCCAUGUUUGAGGUCAUCGAGGAUGGAUGGAACUCCUUCCUUCCUGAAGAAGCUUUCAAAGACCUAGAAUCCAUGACAGAUGAAUGGAGGCUCAGCGAUGUCAACAAUGACUUCAGCGUCUGCCAAUCCUAUCCCCCGCUCGUAACCGUGCCAAAGGAUGUGGACGAUGACACCCUCCGCAAGGUUGCCACCUUCCGCCACGGCGGCCGUUUCCCAGUGCUCAGCUAUUACCACAAGAAGAACGGCAUGGUGAUGAUGCGUGCCAGCCAGCCCCUCACUGGCACCAACGGCCGGCGCUGCAAGGAGGACGAGAAGCUGAUCAACGCCACGCUGAGAGCGGGCAAGCGCGGCUACAUCAUCGAUACGCGCACCAUCGCAGUGGCACAGCAGGCCAAAGCGCGUGGCGGAGGCUUCGAGCUGGAGUCCAACUACCCGCAGUGGAGGAGGAUCCACAAGACUAUAGAGAGGCACAGUGUCCUGCAGGAGAGCCUGAUCAAGCUGGUGGAGGCCUGCAAUGACCAGUCACACAGCAUGGACCGCUGGCUCAGCAAACUGGAGGCCUCCAGCUGGCAGAGCCACGUCAAGGAGAUCCUCACCACAGCCUGCCUGGCAGCCCAGUGCAUCGACAGGGAGGGUGCAUCUGUGCUGGUCCACGGCACCGAAGGAACGGACUCCACGCUGCAGGUGACCUCUCUGGCCCAGAUCAUCCUGGACCAGUCCUGCAGAACCAUCCGAGGCUUCCAGGCACUGGUGGAGCGAGAGUGGCUCCAGGCGGGCCACCCGUUCCGGCAGCGGUGCGCUCAGUCGGCCCACUCUAACGGGAAGCUGCGCGGCGAGGCGCCCGUCUUCCUGCUCUUUCUGGACUGCGUGUGGCAGAUCCUGCGCCAGUUCCCCUGCUCCUUCCAGUUCAGCGAGGGCUUCCUGGUGCUGCUCUGGGAGCACGCCUACGCCUCCCAGUUCGGCACCUUCAUGGGAAACUGUGCUGCUGACAGGGCCAAGCUGAAGCUGCCCCAGAAGACGGUGUCUCUGUGGUCGUGGGUGAACCGGCCCGAGGAGCUGGAGCGCUUCACCAACCCGCUCUACGAGCCCAACAGCCUGGUCAUCUGGCCCUCCGUGGCCCCUCAGAGCCUGCUGCUGUGGGAGGGCGUGUUCCUGCGUUGGAACCGCUCCUCUAAGUGGCUGGACGAGGCCUAUGAGGAGAUGGCGCACAUCAUCGAGUACAACAAGGAGCUGCAGACAAAAGUGAACAGCCUGAGGAGGCAGCUGGCCCAGCUGGAGACGGAGGACGGCCCGUUGCAGACGCCCUAGAACCGUGAUCGGACCUGGACCUGGACUGCGUGACCAGGCUACCAGUCAGAACGAGCGCUCCUUCUCGCGUACAUCAGUUCAUACACACUCAUUGAAUGGAAUGGCAGAUGAUGACUGACACACACACACACCCUCGCACACACCUACACAUACUCGUAGUCCCUUGAUCACUAUAGACACACCACACACACAGCCCCUUGAUUACUUUGUAAACAUCACACACACACACACACACACACACACUCAAAAACACACCACACACUGCGACAUUUCAUGAAUUAUUUUGUAAGCUCCCUCUGCAUGCAGAGUGUUUCAUUUUGCAUAACACAUUCCAGAUGUGUGGACAUCCCACUCUAUUCCUUUUGAGCAGCGAUGUAUUCACAAUGUUAUGGUCCCCCUCAGACACCAACACUAUACAUGCUAUGUCUGUUUAACACAGACCGGAUGAAUUAGGAGAGCACAGUCAUCUAGAGGUUAGUGACCAAACAAAAAGUGUCUCUCAACUCUCGGUGCCAAAGUAAAAGCACUAUUUCUUCAACAGUAUAGUUCUCACACCUACGCUGCAUAUUUAAGCCUGUUUUCUGCAGUAGUGUCUGCUUUGUUAAGGCCAGUAAAGAAACAAUGUUAAUACAAUGAACUAACCCUUAAGGUAAAUAUGAGCCGAAGGUGACAAACUUGAAGGUCACUGGGAUAGGGUGGCUCAGCCUACAGAAGUACCCUGUGCCAUUCGAAUUGUCUAGUCCUGUAUGUUGGCUUUUAAAUAUAAGUUAUGUUUAUAAGCUGAAAAUUGUGCAUCCGCAUAGGUGUUUGUUGUAGCUCUACAGUUGUGACGACCAUUAAUACUUUAUAAAUAGCCGAUCGCAUUAGCAUGUACUGCAUUUUCGCUUUUACUCUGUAGUUAUUACUCCAAGUGAUAUUUGUUUUCAGCUGACUACUGAAAGUCCAGACAGUCCUGCCUCGUAAAAACAAGACCUGUCGCCUGAAACCGAUCGUUACAAGAUUUUUUAUUUCGUGCACUAGGAUAACCAGAAACAUUCCAGGUCUUUAGUUUGAAUCCUGAAGCCUAAUUUCAUAAAGGGAUGAGUAGAUACCAUGCACAUCUCAAGCCCUUUGGAGGUGAGAAUAGGUGGUUGAGCAACCAGUUUUACCACUAAAACUUGACUUGCAUUCCUUGUCCAUUACUGGUUGCUCUGAUUUGAGCAGUGUCUGCCUGUCUCGCAGUACCUUCUAGAUAUCUUGGUGAAGCAGCUUUGGCACCAUGGUACUAAACUUGAGACAAUUUGGCCAGGUGUGGACCUAACCCGAUUGCACACAUACAUGCUUCAAAUGCACUAAACUCUGGAGACUGUGUAGAUGGCAUAGGUUUCCUUUCAGCAAGGUUGCACUCUUUCAUGUCACCGAUGAAGUACCUAUCGGCAUCCUUGGCUCACUGCCUGGGAAUUAAGGAAGUGUUUCUGACACACCCUUAAGGCAAAUUGUGAAAAACCCACGAAGAUGGAUAACGCUGUCAUGCCAUCUCUUGGGGGAACCCAAUGUUCUACACUGGCAUCCACGUAUUGCUUAUUUAGUCUCUUGUGUGCUUCCCCAAUAACUCUAUAACAGGGGGAUCUCAUUGGCAUGUACCACUAAGUUGUAGUUUGUGUUCAGAUGGUAGUGUCCAUGUUGAGUACGUUUGAUGAUCUAUUAGGUAUGUGUGUGAGAGUGUGCCAGGAUUGGCACCUUUAAGGCACCUCUGGGUCCUGUGACACAGAAAAGACAUUAGCAUGUGAACCAAAAUAACACACACACACAGUCUCUCUCUCUCUCUCUCUCUCUCUCUCUCUCUCUCUCUCUCUCUCUCUCUCUCUCUCUCUCUCUCUCUCUCUGACACGCACUCGCAUUCACAGACACACACAUGCAUACAUACAUACUGCUCUCACAUACAAACUACUCAUACUUCCGCUCAUAUGCACAAGUUCCCCCUCCUUCCCUCUCUCUGUCUCUUUUCCUCUCUGCCACACACACACACACACACACACACACACACACACACAUUGACCCCCCCAGCACCAUUUCAGCCCGAAGGGCCUGUUAUUGUUGGCGUUUCUACUGGCACUCCUCGCACAUUGGUUGGACGACACGUCCUCUCAUUUACUUUUCACUUUGUCACUUUAUGAUUGUAUAUCUCAAAUCUACUAAUCUGUGCUUCUGAUUAAUCUAGGUAGACGUUAAGUUUUUUUUAUGUAUAACUGCUGACAUUGCUGUAAAAUUGUACAUUGUCUGUGUGCUGUAAAAGAUGCUGCAUUCAAAUGUAUUGUGCCAUGGACACGUUUUAUAUUAUGUUGCGUUCAAUUCCAUGGGCAUUAAAACGUCACACUGAA